CGAUUUCAGUCUGAUCAUUGUGCCUUAAAAACCAUGACUCAGGGGACCCACAGAAGAUCCCCAUGACACGGUCAUCAGACUGUUGAGUUUGCCUUGCAGCUUCAUGUACUGUAAUGCACACAAACCCAACAGUAAAGAGUUAUACUGUAUCUCAGUCAUGAGCUGGAUUGUUAAAGCAGAGUGAAGGAGGAGGUGCAUGGAAAAUUAUCCUGUGUUUAAAAAAAACCCCACACACACAUAGGCAUGCUGAAAAGGGAUCAUUCCCAUUUAGUGAGCACAAGAAAAACAAGGAGCUGCAACCACUUACUACACAAUCACAUCUUUGUACCUUUAUGAAUCUUUAACACAACUAUGUUUUAUGGUGCAGAAUCAGAUGACUGUAAUUUGAAGCAGACACCAGUUCAUCUUGCUUUGUGGGACUCCGCUGUCUUUAAUUUGGUUUACUCUCAACUUUGACAAAGAAUGAAGAUUUCUCUGGUGGUCAACCUUUGUUUCAUCACAGUGGUGUGUGCAGAGACCUCAGGGGCCCUGGAGGUACGCGGUUAUGUUGGAGGACAGGUCUCCAUCCACUGCUCCGGUAGCUGGACCACAAACACCAGCUCCAACCUCUACAACAUGUACUACUUCUGCAAGGGAGUGUGCUCCAAAGAAAACAUUCUCAUUCAGGCUGAGAGGAUAAGAGAUGUGAUCGUGCAGCGAGGGAGAUACAGCAUGGAGGUCAGCAGAGGAGCUGGAGUCAUCAAUGUGACCGUAAUGAGGCUGAGACAGAUGGAUGCUGGGAAGUACCACUGUGGACUGAAGAAUAACUUUACUGUAUGGCACCAGGAAGUUAUUAUCAACGUCCUAGAUGGUCCCACUGUUCCCCCUGGAUCUUCUCAAUCCAACACCACACUGCAGACACAGGCACAAACAUUGACCCAGGGCAAUCUCCCAUCAAGCACCGUGGCAUCCGGAGCAUUAUCCACCCCGCCGGCUACCGUGGAGAUGACAAAGAAGCAGGGAGCAACCAGCCUUACAGAUACAACAAUAGUCAUCAUUGUUUCAGUGAGCCUGGCUCUUCUGGUUUGUGCAAUUAUCCCUGUAAUAUUUUAUGGACACUGGCGCAGUAAUGCAGUUGGUGAGAACAUAUCUGUGACCAACACGGAUGAGGGAGAUUACUGUGUGGAACAUAGAAAUGUUGCCUCCACGCAGACAGAAAUGAGGAUGCAGGCUUUAGAAACAGCUGCUGAUGCCCAGUCCAGUAUUCAGGAUGUUUCUCAGUAUGCCUCCAUCUACCAGGCUCUUGACCCCAAAGCCCUGGACUAAACAGCAUUUCAAGUUUUCUCUGAUGUUUUUUUUUUUUUUUUCAAAUAAAGAACAAAUAUUUGAAUAGUGUUCUUCCUUUACAUGUCAAGCAUCUGCUACUUCAUUUUAUAAAUGAAAUGACAGAUGUAGUUUCUUAAUGUGGUGAUGAAUGAAUGCACAAGUUCAUAAAGUAUUAAAGCAUAAACUCAUUUAAUGCAUCGAUCUAACAAAAAAAAAAAAAGAUUGGUUUUUAGUUGUUUCUUCUAGUUUUCAAUUGGAAUUAUUUUGAGAGAAUUAUACUAAAGAUAUAUAAAGAAAAUACUUCAAUGGUAAAUAACUGUUUUUUCUUCUUAUUUUUU
Molecule: messenger RNA, 1643 nt
Organism: Sphaeramia orbicularis (orbiculate cardinalfish)
Lineage: Eukaryota; Metazoa; Chordata; Actinopteri; Kurtiformes; Apogonidae
Exons: 6
Coding region: 463-1305 (280 amino acids)
Cellular component (GO): plasma membrane
Molecular function (GO): transmembrane signaling receptor activity
Source: RefSeq, a predicted model, not a curated record